Molecule: messenger RNA, 9256 nt
Organism: Mytilus californianus (California mussel)
Lineage: Eukaryota; Metazoa; Mollusca; Bivalvia; Mytilida; Mytilidae
Product: histone-lysine N-methyltransferase ASH1L-like
Exons: 23
Coding region: 182-6751 (2189 amino acids)
Cellular component (GO): nucleus
Molecular function (GO): DNA binding; histone methyltransferase activity; protein binding
Source: RefSeq, a predicted model, not a curated record
AUUUUGUCUAUAAAAUACUAUGGCAUACAGGCUAGCAUCAAAUUGAUUGUAUUAUUUACUAAUUAUUUUUCCGUAUGUAGAUUGCAUUUUAUCCACUCUGCAGAAUUUGGAGUUACGUUCAUGUUUGUGAAUAUUGGCCCUAUGACUGUGAGGACAGCCUACUUUGUGGGCUGUUGGAGAGAUGAAUAGGGUGGUGCAGGAGGGUGGUGGUGCAUCAAAGACUAAAGAUCUCACCAGUAGUGAAGGAUCUAGUUCUGAUAGUGAUUCAUCAUCACAGUCAGAUACAGAGUUCUCAAUAUCAAAGUCGGAUAACUCACAGUUCAAGUUCAAAAUAUCUGCAAGGAGGAGGAGUUCAGCAUCAUCUUUCAAACUGUCUGACGAGGAAGAUUACACUUUGCCCGAGGGGGCAGCCAGUAGUGGUGGAUCUGCAAGGACAUCAUACUUCAAGUAUGAUAGGAAGAAGAAAGCCGAAGAUGGGGUACCAGAUUCUGGAAUGUUCAAUCAGAUGGGUUUGCCAAACACCUCGACUGAAGCAAGCCAUACAGCAGAUGUUAAUAAGUCCUUGAGUAGUUAUACAGGAGAAACAAGUAAACCUGAAACUAUUAAAUCUACUUCGCAUGAUUAUCAGAAAGUCAGACAUGAAGCAGUUUCUGUUGAAAAUUUACCUUCUAAAGUAGUGAACAAUGCAGAAACUGAUCUCACAAAGAUUAGAGAAAAAACAAAAUGUUUAGUCUUUGAUAGAUCCUCUUCAGUUGAUAACAAUUUAAAGCAGUCUGAUUCAGUGAGUAAGGAAAAAAGUAUUAUGAAAAUUCACAGUAAAUAUGGUCCUACAACAGUAAAUAGUAGUGCAGAACAUAUUAUAUCUGGCUCACAUGGCAAUAUAUUUGAAAAAAUAUCUGCCCUCUCAACAUCAGCAUCAAAUGGUCCACAGAAGGAAUCAGUCAUGCAAGUUAAAAAAAGAGGACCUGGUCGACCACCAAAAUCAGGAAACAAGUCAAAAUCCAAUGUACCUCUGGUUUCAAAGAGGGGUUUUGGUAGACCAAGAAAAAGCACAGUUCAUGCAGAUGAACAUUUGGCAAGUCAAACAGUUCAUGAUCAUCUGUUCAAUAUUGACAGUAUUCAAUCAAGUGUAUCACCAGACAGUGGUAUCCAAUCUGUUGGUGGGUCACCUUUUGGUGUUGAAGCUAUAGAGAGUAGGGUUAGUUUAACAUCACAUCAAAACAAUAAAGUUUAUCUCAGUAGUGUGCCAUACAGCAGUAGAUUGGGUAUAGAUGUGUCGGCCAUACCUACAACAACAUCAAGCAUAUCACCCGCCUAUUCUUGUUCAUCCUCUGGUUCUAAUAAUGUCAGGACAGAAAGUGAAAAAUCAUUAGAACUGUUCUCUGGUGCUAAUUAUUCAUCCUCAUCUCCUGCGUCGAGUAGUUCUCCAUCUCCUGGAAAAAAGAAAGGGAGGGUUAGACCCCCUAAGCAAGCUGAAUUUUUAAGGUUGCAUAAAAGCAGUACGUUGCUUAAUCAGGGAAAGGUGCCAACACAGAUUGAAAUACCAAAGUCAUCAGAAGGGGAAUUUAAUUUACCAGUGGAAAUGCCUGAACUUUCACCAGAAAUGUUGACUUUAAUGGGCAGGUCUCCAACAGCUAAAUUAUUAGGAAAAGACCUUGUAAAGCCACAAGUGUUUAAAAAUUUCAUUGCUAAACAGAUAUCCAGUAAAGCAAAGGCGUUUUUUGGCAGUGUGAAAAAGAGAGGACCAGGCAGACCCAAAGGCUCUAAAAAUAUAAAGAACAGAUCUACAAUGUUUAACAAAUUAGAUGGCAUAAAGAAAAAGCGAGGGCCUGGUCGACCACCAAAAAGUUCAUGUUUUAAAAUGAAAAGAGGACCAGGACGUCCAAAGGGAUCACCAAACAAAAAGACUUUGAUUAAACUGCAUGAACUAAAAAAGUAUAAAAAGUCUUUUUACCCAAUGGAUGUAUACGAUUUUAGUACUGCACCAGAUUUUGGUACUAUACCAGAUUUGCCGGAUGAUGAGGAAUAUACUUACCACUGUGCUGGAGAUUUUCAUACACGAAUAAAACAUAUGAAAGCAAAAACCAGUUUCAUGAAAAAGGCCAAGUCCAAAUAUGGAAGUUUUUUCCAUAAGGAAAAAAUAAAGAAAAAACGUAAACCAGGUAGACCUCCAGGCAGGCCAAGAAAGAUUAAACCAGUUGUUGAGGAAAAGACAAAAGAGUCUCACAGUUUGAACAAUUAUGAAAAAUUGUGUGAUGCAGCGGAUUUGGAUUAUAUUAUGCAAAGUGUCAAUGAUGUAACUUCAAAUUUUCCCAACUCAAAUUUAGCAGAUCUUAAUGAAUUCAAUUUGGAAGAUGAUUUAGAAACAAUAGUUCCCGCUAUUUCUUCUGAACCUCCUUUACAUGAGGAAAGGGCUUUGCCUAAAAUAAGAAAACCAAAACUCCAUGUUAUGAUGAGGAAAGAUAAACAUAGAAAAAGGAAGAAGAAAAAAAAUUAUAGCACUUUACCACAAAAAAGUGGCAUUUUUCAAUGCAAUAGGGUAUAUUUUCCUUCGAAGUUUAAACUGGCAAGUCCUAAAUCUUCCUUAGGUCUUGUAGAUAAAUCUAGUAAUCUUCGAACAUCUAGAAGUUCACUAGAAUCAAAUGGCAGCACCAGUAGUGUUCAGAGUUCAACAUUUGUUCCUCGGAAAGAUAUACUACGAAAAAUGCAACUUAAAAGACGUAACAAGUUAUUGCAUUUCAAAUCAAAGCACAAAAAUAUUGUUGACCCUGUGUUCAUUUCUGACUUGGAAUAUGUUGUUGAUAACUUUCAUUUGCUUGCCAUAUCAAACCCAGAGAAAAAUUUUAUUCGUGUCAAACCAGGUGAAGUUCCUCUUCCCAGCAUUUUUAAAAUACCAAUCAUUAGUGUAAGUAAGAAGAAAGAAUUAAAAUCAAACAUGGUGUUUGAAAUUGAGAAAAUAAAAAAAUCGAAAACCAUUCAUAGAGACUUUAGUUAUAUUGAAAAGUGGAUAAGAAAUGAAAAGUUGAAAGGAAUACGUAAGAAAAGCUUCUCAGAGGAACAAUCUCCAACAAGCUCAGACGAUUCUGUAAUUUGUAAACAGCAGUGUUUGCCACCAAAGAAACGUCACAAACUGUUUAACUCUGAUGACCCAUGUUAUAGUGAUGCCAGCUAUGAGCAAGAGGAUGGCUUUAGAUCUCAAGAAAGGAAAAAGCCUGGAAGACCAAGGAAAAAUCCAGUUCCGUUAGUCUCAUUCAGACAAGAGAAGAAUAAAGGAAAGCAAAUAGCAAUUGUGACUCCUCAUGUUUCAACUGACUUUGAAAAGAGCAAAAAGUUUACUAAGGUAUUGGAAGAGGUGAAAGCUACAAUAGUAGAACAGUCAGUCCUUGAGAACAAAGCAGUGUUAGAAGUAAGUACUAUUUUAUCUUUGCCAAAAGAUUUAGAAGAGGAGAACAUUAUUGUUGCAACAACUCAAACAAAAUGUUCAGAAUGUGGACAACCAGGGCCAGUACAACCAAAAAGAAGGGGUAGAAAACCAAAACAAUUGUCAGCAGAAUCUAGUCUCAAUACUUCUUCGGCCAUUGCUACAAAAAUCAAACGUAAACUCUUCAAAAAGCGUGGGGUAAGGAAAAGAAAAGUUGGAAGACCAAGAACUAAACAUCUGACACAAGUGCUUAAUAUUAAACCUAUCUUGUCAGACGAUAUUGUCAAUGAUGUUGAACCAUGUGUUAAUUCUGAGAUUGUGGAAAAUGAAUCUGAGUGCAAUAAGACAACAUAUAAUAAAACCAUUGAAUCUGUGAUAAGAACUGUGUGUUCUGAGUCUGAACCCCUGCCAGCAUUGACAGAACUAGAUAAUGAAAUGCUCGGACUGGAUAGUGGAGAUGAUGAACCAGUCAGAAAAAGACGAAAAAGUGCUAAAACCAGUGUAAUAAUUAGUGCUGAUGUAGUGAAAGAAGACAGUCAGUUCAAAAAGACAGAUGGGCUUCCAAAGAAGAAAAAUUACCAAAAAGCUGGACUGUAUUCAAAUGCAUAUAAAGAGGAGGAGGAACCAAAGAAGAAGACAGGAAGCUCACAGAGAAACAGAGAAAAGGUUGGGUGUCUACUGUCACCUCCGCUCCAUGUGGGCAAAUAUCGUCGUGAGGCGAUGACAGAUUUCUUACUACCAUACGAUAUGUGGUGGCUACAUGUUAAAGACCUGAUACCAAAAAAAGAAGAUGUGUAUGGAAAAUACAAGAAAAUAAGGAAUAAUGUUCAUGUUGAUAUCAAACCUGUAUGUCCGUACGAACCACACCCUUGUAAUUGUAAAAGACCACAAACGGAAAAAGAAUUAGGCUGUGGAGAUGAUUGUUUGAAUAGGUUAGUUUUCACAGAAUGUUCACCAUCAGCUUGUCCAUGUGAUGACCAAUGUGCCAACCAGAGGAUACAGAAACAUGAUUGGGCUGGAGGUUUGGAUGUGUUCAUUACUGCUGACAGAGGCUGUGGAGUUAGGGUAUCAGAGAAAUUAACUGCUGGUCAGUUUAUUCUGGAAUACCUUGGAGAGGUUGUGAGUGAGCUGGAAUUUAAGAGAAGAAUGACAGAAAACUAUUCUCAGGAACGACAUCAUUAUUGUCUAAAUCUAGACAGUGGUGCCAUGAUAGACGGGUAUAGAAUGGGCAACAUUGGUAGAUUUGUCAACCACUCAUGCAAACCUAACUGUGAAAUACAGAAAUGGAAUGUAAAUGGUGUAUACAGAAUGGCUUUGUUUGCUUUGAGAGACAUUGAGUCUGGAGAAGAGUUGUGUUACGAUUAUAAUUUCCACUCAUAUAACAUGGAUUCUCAGCAAGAUUGUAUGUGUGGCAGUGAAAAUUGUCGAGGAGUAAUUGGAGGAAGAAGCCAAAGAAGCAAUGGACAUGUUAAAGAGAAGGUGACACCACUGCGACCUGUAGGCAGGCCUCCAAAGGAUAAAAGGAAAUCCAACAACAAACUGAAAAAGUUCAGGGAAAAGCAGAAACAAGCCCAGGAAACUAUUGCUGCAACAUUUCCUGUAAUAAAACCAAUAUCAAACAAAGAGAGGACAAUGGCCAGGAAAUAUUCUAUCUUCCUUGUAAGAAACUUAGACAAGGUUAGACAACUGAGAACAAGAGGUCCAAUGACAGAAUGUGAGAAGGAAGAAAGUGAAGAACUAGUUAAAUCUACUGCCUGUAAAAAGAGAGAUGUAUUUAUAACCCAGCUAACUGCAUUGAAAACCUCUAGAUCUGUUAAGACCAGACGUCUAGCUUUAGCUGAAGAGAAUUCAGAAUUGACCCAAACUGCCAGACUAGCACAGAUUUUACAUCAAAUAUUAAAAAAUCUAGUCUCUUCCAAAGGUGAGGAUGGAAAGGAGCUGGCUUCAUUCCUGACAUUACCUUCAAAGAAGAAGCAUCCAGAAUAUUACACAGUUAUAGAGAAACCUAUUGACUUUCAUGUUAUAGAGAAACACAUAUCACAAGGAAAAUACACAGACUUAAAGGAGUUUGAUAAUGAUGUUAAUCUGCUGUUUAAAAAUGCAGAGAGAUAUUGUGGAAAAACAUCCUGGGUUGGAAAUCUGAUAAUAAAGUUAAGACAAGUGUAUAUUGGUUCAAAGACGGAAGUACUACCUCUUCUUGAAGAUGUUUUAGGAGAAACAGUUCAAUCACUAGUGUCAGAAGCAGACUCUUAUGAUGUCCAGGAUGAAAAAGAUGAAGAGGAUGAGGAAGAGGUGAUUCGCUGUGUCUGUGGUAUAUUUAGAGAUGAAGGUCUGAUGAUACAGUGUGAAAAAUGUUUUAUAUGGCAGCAUUGUGAUUGUAUGAAGGUGAAAGGAGAUGUAGAGAAUUAUUUAUGUGAACUCUGUAAUCCACGACCUGUCAGUAAGGAAAUUAUAGCGGAUCCCCAGCCAGAGGAUGGUACACCAGGAUGGACAUAUUAUAUGACAUUAAUGAGAGACGAGUUACAAGUACGAGUAGGAGAUUGUGUGUAUGUACUCAGGGAUGUUCCUAUGUCUAAAGACAUCAGUGUGGAUAGUAUCAAAACUUCAUACAAACUGGUGGCAGAGAUCGGUCAUGAUAAACUGGAAAUCUUCAGAAUAGAGAGAUUGUGGAAAGAUGGAAACCAAAAUAAAUUUGCCUUUGGACACAACUUUUAUCAUCCGCAUGAAACAUUCCAUGAACCGUCCAGGAAGUUCUUCCCUAAUGAAGUGUUCAGAAUGCCUCUUUACGAAAUGAUCCCUUUGGAAACAAUUAUUGGCAGCUGCUGUGUAAUGGAUCUGAAUACAUACUGUAAAGGUCGUCCCAAGGUUAUGAGGGAACAAGAUAUAUAUGUUUGUGAAUACAGACUGGAUAAAACUGCUCAUCUAUUUUACAAGAUCUCAAAACACCCGUACGCCAUCAAUACCAAGUCAUAUUGUUUUGAUAAAUUUCCCCAGAGACUAAACCCAAAGCGAACUUAUUCACCUCAUGAAGUACCUGAAGCUUAUAAAACUAAAAUAAGACCAGAAAAACAAAUUCUUGAUUCAAGUUCGGCAUCAAGAAAAAAGAAAAGAUUAAGUCUGAAAGGGAAAGCUAAAGACCCAAAAGUUCUGCAGCAGGAAGAAGAACAGUAUCAAAAGAUGGAGGCUCAGAAGGUUAAAGAAAAGAAGAACAGAAUAGACAGAAUAAUGUUGAAGAUGUUAUCAACUGUCCACAGUAAACAGAGAAUAGAUUUGUCAUAUUUAUUAGACUGUAAACGACAGAGUAAAAAACCACACACAUUAGAUGUAUGACAAAAGGCCAAAAGUCUCAUCAAAUAAUAAUGGUAUGUGGACUAGGAAGUCAUGAAAGAUAAUGUCCAGUGUUGGAUCUGCUGAAGUAAAACAGAGCAAAAUCGGCAGAACGAUAUACAUGUAUACUCAGCAUUAGAUGUAUGGAAUGAAGGACAUAGAAAUGGCAGGAGUAGUGCUGUGAUAUGAUUACAGUCCCGUGUUUACUCAUUAGUAUGCGUGUAUGUCAACAAGUGAACAGCUGUUAUACACUGCCACAUUAUUUCUUACUUUAAAGGUUGUACUAACCAAAACAACUGAAAGAAAAAUAUUCUUUGUGCAGAGCAAAAUUCAAAGUAAAUUUUUGAAGUUUAUUUCAUUUCUUAGUACUUAUUUGGAUUAUAUUACAUGAAUGUGGAAUAAUCCUCAAUUUAUUUUUAAUAAACAAAUUAUUGGCUAAGAAAAAAAUAAUCAAGUGCCAGAUACAUUAGCACGAAAACAUAAGGUUAUUUUCUUUUUACUAAAACAAUUAAAAAGCAUUUGAGGUGAAAGUUGUGAUUGAUAACGAAGAAGACAACUUGAAAAUCAGCAAACUUGUCCAUCUCAUAACCAUAAAUUCUACAAAAAAAUUGUUCUAAUUUAGAAAAAUAUUGAAAUACAAACCCUAUUUAUAAAUAUUUGCACAAAGAAGUAUUAUUUGAUAUGAUACUAGUAUGAGUAUUCACAAAGAUCAAACCAUCUGAAUGAUGUAAAACUUCAUUAUUUAUUGUAGUCAAUACAGUCAAAACUGAAUAGUCUUAUAAUGGUUCUCCAUUCUAAACACUGCCCUGUAUCCUUACGUGUGGUUGUUAUUGAUGUGUUAGAUCUUCAUAUAUCAAUGUUGUCAUUCUAUUACAGCUGUAACCCAAUUCAAAUUUUCUUUUAAACAUUGGUGUUGUGAAAACAUCUAGGCCUAUGAAUUAAACAGUUGGUUAAUAUUGAACAAACAUAUAUUGAACCUGCAGUUGUUAUGUUUUGUUAUAUUAUUUAUCUGGGCCCAGAUUUUAAAUAUUUGUGAGGUUUUUGCCAUAAGAAUGAAUUGGGUAGAAUUAGAUGAUAUUGAUAUGGUAUAAGGAUUUUGAUAAUUACUUAGGCAUAAUGUAUAUAUCCUAGCUGUUGUCUGUUAUAAUACAUUGUUAUGUUAGAGGAUAGAGUACUAUAUUUGGUGAUUUUUUUUCACUGUUGUUUUUUUUCUGACUAUGCAAAUCUCUUACAUGUUGUAAAAUCAUCAUUAUGUCACUGCCUUAGAUUAUGUACAUAAAAUUCUAUAUCUAGCAUAGCUAGAAAUUGUAUAUAAUGUAUUAUUGUACAGAUGUAGCUAAAACCCAUUUUGUAGUUAAAAACUAAACCAUGGCAUUCAUGAUACUCUACAUAAAAUGUUUAUAAGACAAGGUGUUCAGAAGCCCAAUAAUUAGGCAGCAAGUCGUCGUAAGUGGGCAUGUACAUUUUCAUUUCGGGAGUAUCAAAUACUCAAAUUUAAUGGGGACGUGUAUAAUUAUUCCCUAAUCUGUAUUUGUAAAUUUUGAAUCGUGUUAAAUAAAACAUGUUUUUUCUCAUUUUGACAAGGAUCAAAUAUUUUGUGUAGAUUAAUUGGAGACAUUUUUUUGCCAUUUUUUUCCCAUGUAGGUUGUUACAUAUAUAUAUUUAUUAUCUGGGGUGCUUUUACAUUUUUAUUUACAUGUUGUUAUCAGUCAUUUGUUGAAUCAGAUAUUGCAAUACCAAAUUACUGUAUUUUGAACAAAUUGUCACCAUUUUUAUCAUUGCUUUAAUCUCAUCUUUUAUAUUGUGAUCUUUUAUUCCAAUUUAUUCCAUUUUUAUCGUGCUGAUUUUAUUUUUAUUUAUUGCUUGUUGGCUUUUCAACCAAAUUUGUACUUAAGAUAAAUGGCUAUAUUAUAAAUGAAAUCAUUGCUUGCAACAUAUUUUGUCAGGGCAGAAUUAGGCUUUAAUUUUAUAGACAAUGGAAUAGAAAGGAAGAUUAAUUAUAUAGAUCAAAAGACAAAUAAGGGCUCUCACUUGAAAGAACCUGUUUAUAACUAGUUUAUUAUAUUUUAAAAGUCAAAUUGGUUAUCAAAUGAAUUUACUGUCAAUUGCAUUCUUGCUGAAUUGACUACCGUACCUUUUGAAAUGAAAUUUUUGUUCCUGUUCCACAAGUUGUAAACUAUUUUACACCAUUUUGGAUAUGUUUUGUCAUAUUGACACACCAAACAAAAUAUACAGGAAUUUUGCACACUGACAUAAUCAAUGUGUUUUUCAAUUUUAAAAAAUUUUGACCACAAUUUUUUGACAUCAAAUUUUAAACCUUUAAAUAUAAUGUUAGUGGAUUGAUUGUUUAUUGUUUAUGUCAUAGAGUAGAACGGAAGGGGGAUAACUAACUUUGUUUGUUUAUAACUGGACAGAUGACCUUUGACAUAACUUGUUGCUUGUCAUAUCCAUGGUGAUUUGACUACCCAUUAUGGGGACCGACACAAAAUAAAAUUAUAAAACCAUCUU